Molecule: messenger RNA, 3735 nt
Organism: Macaca mulatta (Rhesus monkey)
Lineage: Eukaryota; Metazoa; Chordata; Mammalia; Primates; Cercopithecidae
Gene: FAM13C
Product: family with sequence similarity 13 member C
Source: RefSeq, a predicted model, not a curated record
AUUGGUAGGAGACGUGUGGAAGAAAGCAAGUCUCCCGGGUAUUUCAGCACUUCGGCAGAAACACUGAGGCAUUCUCAUUGCCAGCCUCGGGGGUGGCUGGCACAAACAGCCCAAGAUUAAACGCGGCGCCUGGGCUGGCGAGGUCGGGGUCGUGAGGUAACUCUCCAGGUGCUCCUCUCUGGAUCCCAGGGUCCCAGCCCCGCCACCGCGCCCCGCCCAGCUCUGUCCCCGCAGCCUCGCUGGCUGCCGGGCUUUGUGGUUCGCCCGUGCCGCUGGGCCCCUGCUGGGGGUGUCGUUACGAGCAUGUGCAGACAGCAGCCCAAGCCUUCAGGAUAAUUCCUUCAGCAGCACCGCUGUAACAGAGUGUGACGAAGAUCCAGUCUCUCUACAUGAAGACCAGACUGAUUGCUCCAGUCUCAGAGAUGAAGACAAUAAAGAGAACUACCCCGACACAGGGGCUCUGGUAGAGGAGCACGCGCCACCCUCUUGGGAGCUGCAGCAGCAGAAUGUAGAGCAGACUGUGCUGGUGGACAGCGUAUUGCGACCCAGCAUGGGCAACUUCAAGUCCCGGAAGCCCAAGUCCAUCUUCAAAGCCGAGAGCGGGAGGAGCCACGGAGAAAGUCAGGAGACAGAGCAUGUGGUAUCCAGCCAGUCAGAGGGUCAGGUGAGAGCAGGAACACCAGCUCAUGAGAGUCCACAAAACAAUGCCUUCAGGUGCCAAGAAACAGUGCAACUUCAACCAAGAAUAGACCAGAGGACUGUCAUUUGGCCAAAGGAUGCUUUUGAAACUCGGCAGGACUUAAAUGAGGAUGAAGCUGCUCAGGUGCAUGGAGUCAAGGACCCAGUGCCAGCAUCGACCCAGAGUGUGCUUGCCGAUGGGACAGAUUCUGCAGACCCCUCACCAGUCCAUAAAGAUGGGCAGAAUGAGGCCGACAGUGCACCAGAAGACCUCCAGUCUGUGGGGACCAGCAGGCUGCUCUAUCACAUCACCGACGGUGACAACCCACUGCUGUCACCACGAUGCUCCAUCUUCAGCCAAAGUCAGAGAUUCAACUUAGACCCCGAGUCAGCCCCAUCUCCACCCAGCACUCAGCAGUUUAUGAUGCCGCGGAGUUCUUCACGCUGCAGCUGUGGAGAUGGCAAGGAGCCACAGACCAUCACCCAGCUCACCAAGCACAUCCAGAGCCUCAAGCGGAAAAUUCGGAAAUUUGAAGAAAAAUUUGAACAAGAAAAGAAAUACCGGCCUUCGCAUGGUGACAAGACUUCUAAUCCUGAAGUCCUGAAAUGGAUGAAUGAUUUGGCUAAAGGUCGUAAACAGCUCAAAGAACUAAAGCUAAAGCUGUCAGAAGAACAAGGGAGUGCUCCUAAAGGUCAACCUAGAAACCUGUCCUGUGAGCAACCCACAGUCCCCAGAGAAAAUGGGAAGCCGGAAGCUGCGGGCCUGGAGCCAAGCUCCUCUGGAGAAGAGACUCCAGAUGCUGUUUUGACAUGCCUGAAGGAGAAAAGAGAGCAACUUCCUCCCCAGGAGGAUUCUAAGGUAACUAAGCAAGACAAGAACCUCAUAAAGCCGCUUUAUGACCGAUACAGAAUUAUCAAGCAAAUCUUGUCAACGCCUUCCCUUAUUCCAACAAUUCAGGAGGAAGAGGACUCUGAUGAAGACCAUCCACAGGGAAGCCAACAACCUUCUUUGCCAGAUCCAGCAUCUCACCUUCCUGUUGGUGACCACCUCACCUACUCUAAUGAGACUGAGCCUGUUAGGGCCCUUCUACCAGAUGAAAAGAAAGAAGUAAAACCACCAGCUCUCUCCAUGUCUAAUUUACAUGAGGCUACCAUGCCUGUACUUCUUGACCAUCUCCGAGAAACUAGGGCUGACAAGAAGAGACUGCGGAAAGCCUUAAGAGAAUUUGAAGAACAGUUUUUUAAACAAACAGGAAGAAGUCCACAAAAGGAAGAUAGGAUACCAAUGGCAGAUGAGUAUUACGAAUAUAAGCACAUAAAAGCCAAACUGAGACUAUUAGAGGUCCUCAUCAGCAAGCAAGAUGUGGCCAAAACUAUUUGAGGUUCGGGAAAUGUUAUGAUCACUUUCACCCAUGAUAUAAAGUAAAGUUUAUUUUCCUCUGCCAUCCUUGCUAAGUAGUUUUGACACAAUGAAAAUGGAAGCACUUUAGUGGUAGUAUUAGCUGUUUUCAAGAAGGAAUAGCAAGUUUAAUUAUAUACAAGGAGAAGGGAUUUAAAUGGGGGGAAGGAUACAACAGGUAGCCUUAUAAUUGGGAAAAAAUUCAGUGUCCUCCAUGCCAAGCAGAAAACUCAUAGUCAAUACAAGUAUUUUAAAAAAUGUCUAAUAUUUUAUCAAAUCUAAAUAACAUAGCUAGGAUGCUUGUUAGGGAAAGUUUAUUUAGUAUCCAAAGAUUGUUUAUGUUGAUGUAUGGAAAAGAGCAUGAUUUUUAAAAAUCAAUCAGAGGAGGAAAAGAAAUUCUGCUUUUCAAGUAGGAAGGAAUGUACCUAGCAAGAAAGUAAUUUAUUUGAAACUUCUAAUGGAUUUUUGAGUGAUAAAACAUUUACUACCUUGUCCCUUAAGUCUGCUAGGCUCUCAGUACCCUAAAAUAACCUAGAUUGUGUUACUGCUAUUUUUUUUAUUUCUCUAUAAAAAUAACACAUUAUUUUAUCUGGUAUUUGAAAUUUUACAUUUCUGGUUACCAAAGUUCAUUCUGAUAGCAUGUACUUUGUGAAUUAUUAUCUUUGUCUAUAACUGACAGAUGUUUAUAUUAAAAUAAAAUAUUGUAUUAAAAAUUUAAAAUAGGUAUUUUGGAUAGAUAUGUGUCUGCAGUAUAUAAUCUAAUAUGUCCAUAGUAUUAUUGCUAAUCUUUUUGUUUACUAUAAGAUGAUAUAACUAUUUUUUCAUUGGGAAUAUACAUUUUUCUUAAUGUUCCAACAUCUAUACUUUGUAAAGUCAAAACAUUUCCCAUGAGCUGUAGUUAUUCUUCCUUCUGUACAAAAUGAAAGGUUUGGAAAUUGCCCUGAUACCUUGAAAAAGAAGCCAGAAUAUUUAUUUGCUUCAUCAACUUUAGUGUAUAUCAUUUUGUGUUAUUUUAUACUAAAACAUGUUUAUUAUUUUCAUUUUUGUAAAAGGAAGUAAAAGGUCAACAUUUUCCCUCAUGUACCAACCUUGUUUGUAUUUCUAUUUUCUGUAACAUUUAAGUAUGAUGUUGAAGAAAUUCACAUUUUCUUAUAGUUUGGAUGGGAAGACUAUUGACUAUUUCAGAAACAGACUAUUUCAGAGGCUUAUUGUUUUCUCUGUAUUUACCUAAUAUUUUAUAACUUUUAUGAAUCAGAAUAAUGUCCUUCAUACAUUUGUUUAAUUGAAGUCAUCUACUUGUAACAGGACAGAUACACAACUAUUUGAGGUUUACAAAUUACAUCUUUGAUAAGGGAAAUGGUUUCGUGACAUGUACACAAUUGCUAUUAAAAUGUAACUCUAUAUAUUCUAUAUGAUUGUAAAUAUUUUAUACAACAAUACAAAUAAAAUAUUUUUCUAUUAUAUUUAUUAUGUUGAAACACAGUAGUUGUUUCCUGUUAGCUAAUAUAAAUAACAUAAAUAACACUGUCAAACAAGAAGUUGGAAGUGCUGACAAUUCUAGGCUUCAAGAUUUAACUCAUGCUGCAAUUACACCCUUUCAUGCGGUUUGGAGUUAUCCCAAUAUUUGUUCAGUAGAUUAAAAUGAAUGCAUAUUUAAA